CAUUGUGUGUGAAUAAAAGAUUUGUUUUAAAGAAUUCUCAAAAGUGCAUUUUUUACAUCGAAACAUGCAAUCAAGACAUUUGAUAUUUCAGUAACUUGGUAUGAACGAUAUAGGACUGGUGUGACCUAGAAUGUUCGACUGAAUGUCGAGUGUUAGUGAAUUUCCCGCUGACAUAAACACAAUUUUGGUCGUUAGUUUAUACAUUUUUAUUUUUUAAUCUCUGAGCUUAAGGUUUAAUUUGUCUUGUAGUAUGUAUCACUUCAUUACUAAAAAAUAUCCACAAAUUGUUGAUGAAGUAUCAAGUCAAGCAAUUCUUCCAUUUUGUGAUGUGUACCUACAUUUAAAUGGAUACAUUGAAACUUGUAUAAGUAGAAGUAUAAAAUACCCACAUGUUUCCUUCGAAGAAUCAAUAUUUCUUGCUUUGAUUCAACAUAUUGAACAUAUUUUACAUAUUUUACGUCCUCAAAAAAACUUGUUUUUAAUUUUGGAUGGUGUUAUUCCAUGCGCAUUACAUCCCAAUUUACUUGCAACACGUUUUUUGAAUGAACAGAGCCGCUUAAGAAAACUGGAGUCUUUUUGCUUUUCUCAAACUAAAAAAAAAAAAAAACACCGGUUGAAAGUAAAAAGAGAAUCGGUCAAUGAAAAUCAGUUAAAACACGGUUCGGAUCCCUCUUUUCAUACAUUCUUUGAUAGUUAUAAUACGCUUGCUGGAACUCUUUUUAUGAGCAAACUUGAAGAUUUUUUAAUUCAUUAUAUAAAAUCAAAACUGGAUUUUGAUCUCACAUGGAAAAAUUUGAACGUGAUUUUUUCUGGUUCAAACAUUCCUGGUGAAGGAAGACAUAAAAUUUUAUCAUUUCUACGUCACUUGUCAACCUUGCGUGACUCUCCCGCAACACGUCGUUGUGUUUAUACGCAUCAUGAGAAUUCUUUUUUAACUUGUCUUAUGGCACCUGUACAACAUUUAUUUUUAUUACAAAAUUAUGCAAUAAAAGAGGAAUGUAUUCAAAAGCAAAAAAUUAAUUUUAAUACGUUCUACGGUAAAGAGUCUUAUUAUUUAAUACCCAUUCACAUUCUUCGUGAAUGUUUAUUUCUUGAUAUUGUAUCUAUCAAAACGCUGCAUAAACACUUUUGUAGUCCACUUGUAGCUAAGACUUGCCUCCCACCACCAACCUUAUCAAAGGAAGAAACCAUAGACUUUCAACAACACAAUCAAUUGUCAUCUUUACUUUCGAGCAUGUCUGAUGCUACGGGUUAUAAUGGGAAAUGUUGCGUCAAUGAUUUUGUGUUUUUAUGUAUUUUGUGUAACCAUCAUAUAUCGUUGCGGUUACCUUUCAUGGAUAUGCAGGAAAUGUCUUUUCACCAAAUUCUCUUCAUGUAUAAUUCCUAUAUUGGCUUGUUUUCCAAAAAAGAAGAAGAAAAAAGCUUAACUGACAAAAAUGGAACGAUUCAAUGGGAUAAUUUGUUACAAUUUUUAAAGCUGUGUAAUAAUGAAACAAGCAUAAGACAAACUGAAAAAGAUCUGAAAGUUCUUAAAACUGUCAAUAAAACGAACCACCAUUCAUCAAAAGUUGUUUCUUGUUUGUCUCAUUCGUUGAAUGAAGCUGAACAAUUCCUGUCGUCUACUCCCGAAAGCGGAACUAAAAUUUUAGGAUUUGUUGAUGCCACUGCGUUACCUAUUUUUAAUACGGUCCAUCACAACAUUAAUACAUUUCCCACUCCACAAGACUAUGAAACUUUUUAUUACUCUUGGUAUUUUGGAUGGAAUUUGUUGAACGAAAGCGACGCACGCAAAAUUCAGCAUGUGGUUCUAAAUUAUUGUAAAGCAUUACAGUGGACAUUUUCUUAUUAUUUUAAUGGAGCCACCGAUUGGUACUGGAGCUACCCUUAUCGUUAUCCUCCGUUAUUUUUAUCUCUUUUGAAAUUUGUGCCUACUUUAUCCAAAAUAAAAUUAACCUUAACCCCAAAUGUGUACUGUUCUUCCUCUCAACUUUUGGCCUUGUUACCUUCUUCAAGUAUUAGCUUACUACCAGAAAAUUAUCAAAAGAAAUUUUUAACUGAACGUUUUACUAAAUUCUCGAAUGCGAAUAAUUUGCUUUCCGUUAUGAAAAAUGUCCAUUUUACUUUAACCUAUUUUAAAAAUUUUCGAGCUUUUCUACAAGAAAAUUCACACCUUUGUAUACCAACACCUCGAAUCGAUUCUCCUAUCGCGUUAUUAUUUAAAAAAAAUUUGGAGAAAAUUGCACCUGAACCCGCCUUAAGGUUGAGUAAAUGGGAGUUUUCAUUAAUAGAUGCUGUUUGUAAAAAGGUGAAAAAUAUCACGCCUAACAUUAUUAAUGACAAUUUCCAACAAUGGUAUCAAACUCAAGUGAUCAACGAUGACCUUCACUACCCUUUUCCUAUGCUGUCUUAUUUGGAUAUAUUUCAGGUGUCACUGGAAUCUUCCAACAAAGCAGCGUGCUUUAAUGGCAACGAGCAAAGUAUGCAAUUACAGUUACAUAUUCGUUGCUGGGAAUCGUUUAAAGAAACCGGCCCAAUUCCUUCACAACAUAUAGAAGACGCAUGUUUUCAACUCUUAUAUGAACAUUUUCACGAUAAAACAUUAUUUUUUGAUUACCCUCACCAAUCUGCUGGAAAACUAGUCGGCAUCUUUGGUAAAAAUUGGUUUUUUCGACGGCGAGAUUUUAAUGAUUUGAAUGAAAACGAAAUGUAUUGUGACUUGGAUAUUUCAGAAUUACAAAUGUAUUCCAGUUCAGUAACAGGUGACAAAUCGAGUAAAAAAAGCUCUUUUUUGUACAUUGCGUCACCACAUUCUACAAAAACAUAUAACCAAAUUUCACAAACAUUUCAUACUGAAUCCCAGGAAUCGGGUUUUCACUAUGAUUUUUUAAAUUGUCCUAUAACGAGUACCAUGAUGAAAAAAAUAUUAGAAAAAGCUGUGCACACGGGACAUAAGAAAAAAUUUCGUGAAUCUUACGCGUUAUUAUCUUACUCCCCUCAAGAAAUCUUUAUUGAAAUUUUACCCUUAUCUGAUAUAAUAGUUUCGCAAACCAAAAUACAAUAUAAAGUGAAAGCUAAAACGAUAUAUCGACCACUUUGCCUGUUAUAUCAAAAUUAUCCUCAGAAAUUUUUAACGAAUACAAAGCGUAAUACGGAGAAAAUGCCUCUCUUACCGGGAUCCCACGUAAUGUGCGUCAACAGCUCUAACCCUCUCUUUGGAUGUACGGGAAUCUUAAAAUCCGUUGGAGCCUCUUCUUCUUUAACAGAAGCUAUUAUUCAUGUUUACCAAGAAUCUUAUGAUGAACGCUGGACCAUGCAAAAGGAAAUGUAUGAAAUUUCAGCGAACGAUUUAAAGAUUACGGAAUGGUACUAUAUUGAGGAAAUGUCUCAGAUGCUUGACAUUCCUUCUCAUGUCUUGCAAGCGUUAACGCAAUAUGUUUGGGUUGAGACGAAUUCUCAUGUUUCCUUAGAUAUCGGUUUUAAUUUAGUUUCUCUUGAAGAGAAUAAUGUUUUCUGCAUCCCAUCUUAUACCUCUUUUAUACCGGACUAUAAGGAGUCCCUGAGCACAGAUAUGAAACCACUUUUCUCAAAGACUUGCAUUGACUUGUUACGGACAUUAACCACCACUUACCAUUCACUGGUAGUUGCAUUGAUGAAACAGUCUCGUGUACACGAUCUUAUAAGAACCAGUAAAAGUCAUCCUAUAAAAAUUUCAUCUUUCUUUCCCCAUAAUACUUUUGAAAAAACAAUUUCAAGUUUCAUUGCUUGGCGAAAUCAGCAACCAUUCUUCCGCAUGAGUAAAGCAACACCAUCAACGCAAAGUUUGAGCCUGGAAGGCAUCAAACGCAUGGAGGCAUAUCAAGAGCAAUGGUUUCAAAAAAAAAGAAAAUGCUUCAAAUUAUGCAUCAAAAACUGCAAUGAAAUUUAUCCGAUUGAGCAAGGAAUGCUUCCAGACGUUUUACUUGCGGCAUCCCCUUUGAAAUAUUUUUUAAAGAAAGAUUUUUCUUUUCUUGGACGCCUACUUGUUGGUCAAAGAGUGGUUUAUGCUAAAAUGGAUGGUUUUCUACCCUUUGGAGCGUUUGGUUGUGUGUCUGCUACAACUAUAGGGCCCGACGGUUUAGAACAAUGGGUGGAAUUGAUUACUGAGCAACGUCACUUAAAUUGCACAGAUUUAGGAACACGAUGUUCGCCGUUCCGUGGAGUUCGUGUACCUACAUCAUCUCUGAUUAGCAUUGUUCCUGUUAUUCUUCCUUGGGGUUUAUCUAUAGCAUCGUUAUCAAAUUAUCAAGCGUUAAUACAAGAGUCAGUGCAACAACUUCAACUAGUUAUUCAAAAUAAUGCGUUGAAUGUGUGGCAUUCGGAUUCUCCUAUUAUGCGGCAACUUAUGUCAGAGAUGAAAACCCUUACAACGUCUUACGAAACCGAAUCCAUUAACCAAAAGUUAACCGAUUGUGUUAAGGACUCUAAAACGUUUUCACAAGAUGUUCAAAUAAAUUGUUUUAGUAAUGACAACGCACACAACGUGAAUAAUAAAUGUGAAAAUGACGAAAAACCACUUUCAACAGUAGAACGCCUUUUACAAUAUAAAAUAAAGUUACACCAAAAUGACAAUCGUCUUGCUCAGGUUAAAAGUCAGACGGAUAAACCACCUGAAUCGACGGCACACACCGAGUAUCCAUUUGAAAAACCAAACCAAGGGAACGAGUGCACUGUAAUAAGAGAAGACGAUUUGAAUCAAACUCCACAGAAUUGUCAAAAAGACUUAGUACAACUUUUGCAAUCAUUUAAAAAAGAUAGCAACACUCAAAUUCGACCUACCAAUACGCAAGCUUCUAAUAGUCACUCUUUAUGUUUUGCUAAUAUUCAAAGUAACGAAACCUCUAAGUACGCCACAAAAUUAAAUAAACAACAAUCUCAAAAAAACGGCAUGACAUUGAUGUCGCAGCAUCCGCCAUUUGCCAAUUUUUCGGGAUCUGGUCACGAAUUGCUAACGCUAUUGCAACAGCCACCAAAAGCUUCAGUUUUUGCAUCAGAAACACAUAAAAAAAAAACUCAGCCAAUCUUGGAUGUGUACAUGAAUGAUCAUCCUAGAUAUUCAAACAGGGUUAAAUUUUCUAGUAUGCCGUCCAAUAAUGUCUCUUUAUUGUUUACGAAACGUAGAGGAAAAAAAUGUUUACCUCCAGAAAUAUCUCAAACAGCAAACCAACGGUGUUACUCAAAGUCUGGUCAGCAUUUGAUACGUAUUUUGAAGCGCAGUACAGUUAAUAAUCCAGUCGCUCCAGCCUGUAUUCCAACGUUCCAUCCAAGGCAGUCGCAUUGA
Messenger RNA from Hylaeus volcanicus, 5317 nucleotides. RefSeq lists its product as uncharacterized. Gene Ontology annotation, molecular function: 5'-3' RNA exonuclease activity; RNA binding. Lineage: Eukaryota; Metazoa; Arthropoda; Insecta; Hymenoptera; Colletidae. Gene Ontology annotation, biological process: nuclear-transcribed mRNA catabolic process. The transcript is spliced from 17 exons. The record is from RefSeq and is a predicted model, not a curated record. Gene Ontology annotation, cellular component: nucleus. The coding region runs from base 251 to 5317 and encodes 1688 amino acids.